Molecule: messenger RNA, 3018 nt
Organism: Aphis gossypii (cotton aphid)
Lineage: Eukaryota; Metazoa; Arthropoda; Insecta; Hemiptera; Aphididae
Product: ATP-binding cassette subfamily G member 4-like
Exons: 11
Coding region: 313-2415 (700 amino acids)
Cellular component (GO): plasma membrane
Molecular function (GO): ATP binding; ATP hydrolysis activity; ABC-type transporter activity
Source: RefSeq, a predicted model, not a curated record
UGACAACAAACUAGUUCAUUCGGCCGGACCGCGCGACACCGCAAUAAUAUUAUAUUAUUUUAUACUCUCGGCAGACGCGCUGAUGCUGUGUGCGCGUGACCAUAGACACACGGAAACCGGUCACAGCUCAUUCGGCGGACCGACCGCAGAACGUGAUCCUUAGUGCGAACGCAAAGUUCGCGAACACCGUAGUCCGUUACCGCGGCCCACUGACCGAUCAACACUCGAACCGUGUUUAUUUUUUCUUCGUCAAAAUAUAAACAUAUUAUAAAUCGUCACAUAUUAUUUAUUUGAAUUACUAUCAUCGCGAUCAUGGCCCGUGGCGACGAGCAGCCGCCUCCGAUGGGUCGCGUGCAGAGCACCGUCUCGUUUGCGGCUACGGCGAACGACAACCGCGACAACCGCAGCGACGACGACGACGACGACAAUAACUCAUCCACGUGCAGUACCGAACGGCAGGACGAGGACGAGAUGCCGCUGGUCGACGCGUCCAGGACGAGGAUGUUCAGCGUGUCCGCCGACAGGCCGAUCACCAGGAUCCCGACCCGGGUUGACAUGAAGACGUUGACGCACAAAGCGAAACGACCGGCCGUCGACAUCGAAUUCCACGACCUGACUUAUGCCGUCAACACGACAGCGGGACAAAGGACGAUACUGAAAGGUAUACACGGUUUUUUUCGUUCAGGACACCUGACCGCCAUAAUGGGUCCUUCCGGUGCUGGGAAGAGUUCGCUGAUGAAUAUACUCGCUGGAUACGUGAGAACUGACAUCAAAGGACAAAUUCUUACUAAUGGUCAUCCUAGGAAUAUGCAACUUUUCAAAAAACUUUCAAGUUACAUAAUGCAAGAAGACCUGCUUCAGCCUAGACUUACAGUUAUAGAAUCAUUGAGUUACGCAGCUAGAUUGAAAAUUGGCCGUGAAUUAUCAAAGGAAGACAAAGACAAAGCUGUGAACGAGGUGCUGGAACUUUUAGGGGUAUCAGUGUGCCGUAACACAUAUGUGGAGAAAUUGUCUGGAGGUCAGCGCAAACGUCUAUCCGUGGCACUUGAAUUGGUCAACAACCCACCGGUGAUAUUUUUAGACGAACCCACCACUGGGCUGGACAUUGUGGCGAUAAAGCAGUGCGUCACCCUGUUGGUCGAUCUCGCCAAACAAGGAAGGACCGUGGUGUGCACCAUUCACCAGCCUACCUCAUCGCUAUUUCACAUGUUCGACCACGUGUACAUGCUGGCCCGAGGCUCUUGUAUAUACAACGGUUCGCCAAAACAAUUGGUGCCGUUCCUGGCACAAGUCGGGCACGUUUGCAAACCCACGCACAAUCCAGCAGAUUUUGUCUUCGAAGUAUUAGAUAAUGAUACAAUAGUCGACCUCACGAGAGAAAUCCAAAAUGGAAAAGUAAUAUUAUGUGAUGAUUUAGAUGAAAUGGAAAAUGGAAUGGCAACUUCCAAACUUUGUCGUAACGACACACUUAUUACAUUACCACCAGUCUUCGAUGAUGAAUUAGAUAAAUCUGAAGCAGAAUACCCAUCAUCUUUCUGUACACAGUUCUCUAUACUGUUGGCAAGAAAAUUCAAACAAUUUUUUAGAAAUACCACUGGACUGUGGAUAUCAUUUUUCCAUCAUACGUUCUCAGCAUUACUUCUUGGAAGCAUUUACUAUGGAAUCGGACAAGAUGGAAAUCGACCAUUUGAAAAUUUCAAGUUUUGUAUCAGUGUAAUCGUAUUUUUUGUUUAUACUCACGUUAUGGGUCCAGUACUUACAUUUCCAUCGGAAGUUAAACUAUUACGGCGAGAAUACUUUAAUCAUUGGUAUAGUCUGAAAUCGUACUUUUUUGCAUCUACUAUUACAUCAUUACCAAGCAUGAUGUUAUUUGGAACAUUGUUUCUUUUAAUUGUAUACUUAAUGUCUGCACAACCAAUAGAGUGGAUUAGAUUCAGUCAGUUUAUGGCUAUAGGACUAUUUACUGGUUAUACAUCCGAAGGAUUAGGUGUUCUCAUUGGAUCAUCUGUAAAAAAUUCCACCGGCGCCGUGAUGACGCCCGCGCUUCUGGCGCCGAUGCUCGCGCUGGCCGUGUACGGCAUGGGCUACGGGCUGGCCAUCGAGCCCAUCAUGGAGUCGCUGAUGGCCACCAGUUUCCUGAGGUACGCGCUGGUCGGCGUGUGCACUUCGCUGUUCGGCAACAACCGGGCGGACAUGCCCUGUCAAAUAGACGACCUGUACUGCCACUACAAGAACCCGAACCUGUUACUCCGGGACCUGGGCAUGAGCGGCCGGUCGAUCGUCAACCAGUUCAUCGGACUGGCCACGUUCGGACUGUUCUUCAGGCUGGCCGCGUACUACGUCAUCAAGCUGAGGAUGAUGAACAAACCGCUACGCAAGAUACCGCUGUACUUCAAGAAGUUCUUGCGAGGCUAACACGAUGAUCCUCCGGAGGCUGUGACGCGAGCGAACUUAUUGUCGGUCGACUUGCCCGUGUCGCCGUCGUUAUCAUCGUUAUUCUGUACGUUAUAUGAUAUUAACAAUAUUAUAGUGCUCGGGCCCAAGUCACGUAAUCGACUUGGACUUGAUCGACACCGUACAGUGCAUGUAUAUAUAAAAUGAUAUAGUAUAUUAUAUUGUGACAGCGGUACUUCCGAACACAGGAGCAACGGUUGUAAUUGUGAACAAUAAUAACGAUCACACGCUACAGCAGUUGCUGUAUUUUAUUUAUACCAUCGAUUUUUAUCACUUUUUGAGCGUAAUCGACAUAAUAUUAAGUUAUAUUUUGUAAGUUGUAUUUAUGUAUAAUAUUUAUAUGUACCUAUAGUGCCUACCUUCGUCUUGUUUUGUUUUGUUUUGUAUUAUUUUUUUUUUCUACGUUUUAUACCGAUUACGAAGUGUGUUUUGUAUUUUCAGUGUUCAAAAACUUUUCGUAAUUGUCCACAAACAGCUUUAGCUCCUAAAACAUAAAUUUCAAAUCACAAUAACUAUUCUGGUUCUAUUAUACGAAAUAUUAUAACGAUAAUAAUUUGUACAUUG